This is a messenger RNA of Benincasa hispida (wax gourd), 1032 nucleotides long. Its product is annotated as RING/U-box superfamily protein. Lineage: Eukaryota; Viridiplantae; Streptophyta; Magnoliopsida; Cucurbitales; Cucurbitaceae. Gene Ontology annotation, molecular function: transferase activity. Gene Ontology annotation, biological process: protein ubiquitination. The record is from RefSeq and is a predicted model, not a curated record.
AAAAAAGGACACGUCAGCUUUCUUCUUCCCCCAAUCCCCACAAUCCACUAAUUUCGCUUUUGCUAUAUAAAUUCCCCCAUUAUUCUCACAAAGAACAAAAUUAAUUACAAUUUCCCAAAACUCCAAUCUUUGAACUUUCAACAUUCUCCCUCACACACAUCCACAUGUCUAUCUCCAAUUCAAGGAGGCUCCUCCUUCCCUCCGCCACAGCGGCCGCCAGUCCGCCGGAGCUAGCGCAGCCCCGUCCUGGGUUCGGGAGCUUCGAUAUGAACGUUGUGAUGGUCCUUUCAGUUCUCCUCUGCGCUUUAAUUUGCUCUCUGGGUCUCAACGCCAUCCUAAAAUGCGCGUUGCGGUGCUCCACUUUGCUAGCCACCGUGUCAGGUGGGCGUGGUGGUGGGGCCUUAGUGGUACACCCGAAAGGUGUUCGACGAAAUAUUUUAAAGAAAUUCCCAACAGUGGAGUACUCAAAAGAAGGGAAUAAAUUGAGGGGAAUCGAUGGGGAGUGUGUAAUUUGUUUGUUGGAGUUCGAAGCAGGGGAUCGGGUUCGUGUAUUGCCUAAGUGUUACCAUGGAUUCCAUGUUCAUUGCAUCGAUAAGUGGCUGAGUUCCCACACUUCUUGUCCCAAGUGCCGUAAUUGCCUCACUGAUACUUGCCCUAAGAUCACCGCCGGCUGCGGCCAGGAGGCGCCCAUAACAACGGCGGCGUUGGCGGAGAGCUCAUCCUCUGUUGACCCACCGGCGGCGGAGGAGGUGGGUGUGAAUGUUGUUAUUGCUCCGGUGGAAAGGGAGGGUUUGAUAAGUAACUAUAGGGAAAGUAUUAGUAGAUGAGAUUGAAGUGGAAGUGGGGCUGUGGGGCUGUGGGGCUGUGGGGUUGGGCUGUUUUUUGUGAUUGAUGGAGCAUUUUGGCUGCUUUUUGCUUUUGCUUACAAGUAAGCAACUUUUUUUUCUUUUUUAAUUAAUUAGGAUUACAAGUAAAGCUUACUUAAGCUAAGAUUUAGUGUACUUAUUCAAAUGUAAAUAUCUUUCCUCUCCA